This is a messenger RNA of Neocloeon triangulifer, 4010 nucleotides long. Its product is annotated as DNA (cytosine-5)-methyltransferase PliMCI-like. Bases 491 to 3841 code for a protein of 1116 amino acids. Gene Ontology annotation, molecular function: DNA (cytosine-5-)-methyltransferase activity; chromatin binding. NCBI's taxonomy places the organism in Eukaryota, Metazoa, Arthropoda, Insecta, Ephemeroptera, Baetidae. Gene Ontology annotation, cellular component: nucleus. The transcript is spliced from 22 exons. The record is from RefSeq and is a predicted model, not a curated record.
UAGUAAUAACCGGGACUCCCGGGAAAUUUUUUUCGGGAACGGGAAUUCCCGGGAGAUAUUUGACACAGAACUCGCCGGGAGUGGGUGGGAAAACGAGAAUUUUUCCGGGAAUGGGACUCCUCGGGAGAAAAAUUUACUCCCGAUGGACUCACUACUUCACUCUCCACCGGUGUCUCAAGCCAAUUUUUGACUUAAGAUAGCUAUCUUAAGUGCAGUGUAGAAGAGGCAUUACUGCCGUCAAGUCAAGUCGCACAGCGUGGUGUCGGCGUGCAGAAAUUUUGAGUUUUUAAGUGGUUACGAUUUUGGAUUUUGAUUUGGAAUCGGAAACGACUGAUCAGCACUCGACAGUUCUUUUCAGGUUUCUGCGUAAUACAAAAAUUUAAAACCAAAGCAUCAUAGUCGUCCUGCCAUAAAAACUGUGUUUAUGGAAGUUUUGGAGAAUAAGAUUGAGCACGUAAUCGGCUAAAAUUGCCUUUUUGUUGAUGAUACCAUGGCGGAUUUGCCGGAACAACAACAAGGCGGAGGCAGAGUUAGGAGACAGAAUUCAGCAUCGCCUUCAACUCGUCGCUUGCCGAAGAAACAUAAAGGUGCACACUGUUCAGAGUGCGGUGUUGAUUUAGAUCUCGCAGAUGUACUUUCUAUCGAGGGAGAAGAUGAAAUUCUGGCGCUUCGCACGUUUUCCCAACUUCCUGAAAAACUUCAUCCAGUAACUGAUGAAAAGUUACCUAAUUUCAGCAUUGAAGAAGUCACAUUCUUCUGCGGAAAUUUGCAUAGCUGUGGUUUAGACGAACGUCUGGUAGAGAAGGAUAAGACCGUUUAUAUGUCUGGAUACUUGCAAGACUAUGACCGCUCCACCCCAACCAACACCACAGAUGGCCCAUUCAUCAAAAUGUCCAGCAAAAUCCAGGAGUUAUUCACACCUGGGCUUGGUUCUUCUGAGAUCUUCUUGAGCGUGUUUACUGAGCAUGCCCAUUACAAAAUCCUCUCAUUCAACACAGAGACUGAGCCAUUAGUCAAGAAAACUCUCAACAAGAUUUACUGGGCCAAUCACUUCCUAAGAUCCUUGAUGACCAUGAGCGGCCAAACUCUGGAAGAAAUAGUCGGAAACUUCUCUCCUACAGGACCAAUGGCUCACCUGCUGGAUAUGCCAACUAUACAAGAUUUCGUAGAGAAUGGUCUGUUUAUCCUUAAACAAGUCCUGAACUACGUGAUGGAAGCAAAUGAAGAUGGCAGCGAUGAUGCCCAUCUUCUAGAACAGGAGAGCUUUGAGACAUUCUGCGACUUGGCUGCACUGAAUUACAAACGGAUAAAGAAGAAGGAGAGUCCAAAUGGUAGGAUUGUAAAAGUGUCGGUCGCCAAGCCCACCAACACUCCACUAGUCUACGAGGUCUUCUCUAGGACAUUCGAAGAAACGAAGGAGAUGCACCAAGAGAAAGAGAAUGUUUUCAGCAAAAUGGACGCACUCAAUGAAGUCGGAUAUGCGUCUGUGCAGUUACCAACAGACUUUGUCACGUUCAAGUAUGAGAAGCCACUGAAAGUUGGGGGAACAAAGUUGAAAGAACCCUAUGUCGGCCGUGUCAUAUACAAAAAUGGAGACUUCUGUCAUAUUCAGGUGUUCAUGAGAAGCUCGGAAUCAUUUCUGAGACAGAUAGCUGAGAAAGAGGAAUACUUCGGAACUCAUCUGUGCAUUGAUGUGCCAAAUUCAAAUAUCAUCAGCUACAGGCCACAACUGAAACACAGGACUGAUUUUGAGGCAGAGAGCAACAAAAAUGGAAUGGAGUUUUAUCAAAUGAGACAUGAUGCAGAGAGAGGAGUCUUUACAAGUCUGGAACCGAGAAUGGGGCCGAAUUGUGAUUUGUGCGAAGAAAAAGAGAAGAUAAGAGUGGAGCAGAUGGUCCAGUUGACAAAUUUUGGCUUUGAGCUCAAAGGAAACACUUACGGUGUUGGUUCAUAUGCUCUAACCAAGAGACUAGUCUCUUCUAUUCCUGACCCAAAUCCAGUCACAACGAGAGUUUAUGAUAAUUGUCCAGAGUCGUACCGUGUGGAUAAAAGUAGGACUGAGGAGAAAGAAUUCUCGGUUUUAGGUGUUUGCCAGAUUUUGGAAUAUAGAGUCAAUGGGGAUAAAGUGUUACUCCAAGCCAAGGAUGUGCAGCUGAAAGUUAGGAUUUUCAGGAGACGAAGCGACACACAUAUCCCUGACCAUAAUAGACAAUUCAAUUCAAUUGAAUGUCCCCAUGAGUUGUACUAUACAGAUGACUCUAAAAAGAUCUCAGCAGAUGAGAUUCUUGGUCCAGCCUAUGUGGCUUACAGAGGUCGUCUGCCUGAUAUAAAUAAAUGGGUUCAGGGAGGUGACAGUAGAUUCUACUACUCUGAGAAGUACUCUUUGCGAACCAACACAACUUCAAAGGUUCCUCUUGAAGCAAAACAUUCCAUUGGCUGCAUAGACCUAGAGACAAAGAGACCUGCUGGCGCACCAUGUCACAAAUUGCCGACUGAGAAACUAAAUACAUUUGAUAUUUUUGCUGGUUGCGGCGGUUUCUCAUUUGGGUUACAUGAGGCAGGCUUGUGCGACAUCAAAUGGGCUGUCGAGGUUGACUUUGAUGCUGCCCAGGCAUAUAGCAAGAACUUUGAAGAUGCAACCGUUUUCAAUGAAGAUGCAAAUCAGAUGUUAGCCAAUAUGAUGGAGGGAAAGAUCAAAAACUCCGAUGAUGACAUUUAUCCAAAAAGGGGUCAGGUGCAGAUGAUUGUGGGAAAUCCACCCUGUCAAGGAUUCUCGAAGCUAAAUCAGUUAUCCAAAUGCCAGGCUGCAUUAUUCCAGAGCUCUUUAGUGUCAACCUACUGCAGCUACAUUGAUUUUUUCAAGCCGAAGUUCUUUAUUUUCGAGAACGGCGAGAAAUUUGCCUCUGCUCAGCAGAGCACGUAUCUGAAGAUAGUCAUUGCUUGCUUUUUGAAGAUAGGAUACCAGAUUCGAAUUGGAAUCCUGCAAGCAGGUGAAUAUGGAGUGCCACAAGCUCGCCAAAGGACCAUCAUCCUGGGGGCUCUUCCUGGCAACGAGCUGCCCCGCUUCCCCAAAAUAACUCAUGUUCUAAACCAUAGAAAGCAUUCUCUCACUUUGAAUGGCCAGCUGAUUGAAGACGGCACCACCAUUGUUAGCCAAAAGUGCAGGGACGCACCAUUCAGAUCCUUAAAUGUUUAUGACGCCGUUUCAGACCUCCCGGACAUCCCCAGCAAGGGUCAAGUGUUAAGAAACUGCGGAUACUUGCCAUGCAAGUCAAAAUUCCAAGCAAAGGCUCGAGAGCAUUCAACAACCUUGAAGGACCAUGUAACCAGAAGUUUGCCACCUCUCUACAAAGCCAGGGUGUCUCUUAUUCCACCUUGCGGAGACUGGAGAUAUCUGCCAAACAUUGAACUUCGUUUGGCAGAUGGCUCAUCAGCAACUUUACUCGAGUACCACGAAAGCAACGGCAUCAAAGGAGUUUGCCCUUGCCUGUCAAGUCAAGAGAAGGGCAAGCUAAAGCCUGAUUGUGUGAGAGGAAAGACAAAUUCCAUCAUUCCGUGGUGCCUCCCUCACACAGCAGACAAGCAUGUUCAGUGGGCUGGAUGUUAUGGAAGAGCAAACCCAUUUGAGCCAUUCGAGACAACUGACACCACUCCAGAGCCAAUGGGGAAGCAGCGACUGCAUCCUGCACAUAACAGAUGCUUUUCUGUACGUGAAUAUGCACGGUCUCAAGGGCUCCCAGACCACUUUGAGUUCAGUGGACCUCUGCACGCCAAGUACCGCCAGGUUAGCUCUGCUUUUCCUCCGCCUCUUGCCAAGAAGAUUGGGAUGUGUUUCCCGUGAUGUUCAGGGUGAAGUUCCUAUUACCUUCGAAUAGGCUGUGCGCGGUUGUAAAUACACAGGAAGGCUUACUUUUAGUGUCGCGGGGGAGCGAGCGAGCAAAGCAGAGCAGGCGCGUAGACCGCGAGCGCGGCCUCGAGUUGAGGCUCGUCGGCGGCGCGGCUCAACAGUC